Messenger RNA from Aureobasidium pullulans EXF-150, 1040 nucleotides. Its product is annotated as ClpS-like protein. Gene Ontology annotation, molecular function: structural constituent of ribosome. Gene Ontology annotation, biological process: translation. The transcript has 2 exons. Gene Ontology annotation, cellular component: ribosome. Lineage: Eukaryota; Fungi; Ascomycota; Dothideomycetes; Dothideales; Saccotheciaceae. The record is from RefSeq and is a predicted model, not a curated record. Bases 62 to 610 code for a protein of 182 amino acids.
CAGUCGCACCUUCCGCCUCGAGCCCGUCGAUCCUCUCCCACCUCCCUCACAUCCCGCCGCAAUGUCGCUCUCCUGCCAACGUGUCCUCAGGCGAUGCGCCACCGUCCAGUCGCCCGUCCGCGCCUCUCUUUCAUCCACCCAGAGCAAGCAGUUCCUCUCAAGGAGAUGGCAGUCCACCGAUGCUGAGGCCGCCGCUCCCACCAACCCCAAGAUCGCCGCCAUCGUUGACCAGAUUGGCCAAUUGACCCUCCUCGAGACUGCCGACCUUGUUUCCUCGCUCAAGACUCGCCUUAACAUCCCCGAUCUGCCCGUUGGUGGUUUCGCUGCUGGUGCCGCUCCCACCGCUGCCCCUGCUGCUGUCGAAGAGGAGGAGGCCGCUCCCGCCGCACAAGAAAAGACUCUCUUCAACCUCAAGCUGCAGUCGUUCGACGCUGGAUCCAAGCCCAAGGUUAUCAAGGAGAUCAAGAGCUUGUUGGGUCUGUCCCUGGUCGACAGCAAGAAGUUCGUCGAGAGCGCUCCCAAGCUCAUGAAGGAGGGUGUACCCAAGGAGGAGGGUGAGAAGAUUGUCGAGACACUCAAGGCCCUCGGUGCCGUCGUUGUCAUGGAGUAGAUGUCAUGUCUACUUGUUCUCUUCUUUCUUACACGAACAUGGCAUACAUGUGACGGCGUUAUAUGUACUUGUAUAUUGGGGCAAAUGGUGUACAAAAACUUCUACCACACUCAAGACACGUCUUGUACAUAUGCUUGCUUCUUUAGAUGCAGAGUAUCUGAUUCUCGCUUGGAAUGCUACAAGCAAGGCACUGUGAGUGUUGGCCUUGAGCACAGCUCGAGGAGGCCAUUUUGUGUGAGUCCAGGGUCGCCCGAUUAGCAAGCAAAAUUAGACUCAACAACCAACAUCUCGCUCCCUCAGAUAGUAAUACAUCGUAUUCGUAGUUUAUAUUAGGCAGAGAGCCUACCUCAGAGUCUCAUGACAGUGGGAUGUCGUGAUCUGUGGUCUACAUCCGCCAAUCAAGAGAUCAGGACUUUUGACCGAGCUAAAC